Messenger RNA from Phalaenopsis equestris, 1586 nucleotides. RefSeq names its product nicotinamide adenine dinucleotide transporter 1, chloroplastic-like. Gene Ontology annotation, biological process: NAD transmembrane transport. Gene Ontology annotation, molecular function: NAD transmembrane transporter activity. The record is from RefSeq and is a predicted model, not a curated record. NCBI's taxonomy places the organism in Eukaryota, Viridiplantae, Streptophyta, Magnoliopsida, Asparagales, Orchidaceae.
UCUAAGUUGAUUAUCCGAAGGGUAUAGCCGUAUCGGGGAGGGAGAGGAAGAGUGUCAUUCGGGAUAUCUAGCGAGCUCUCUGCUGCUUUGGCCUCCAUGAAGCAAUUAGGUCCCCGGGAAAGCUAUCCGAUUCUAUCUCUAGUUUAAGAGGAGACCUCCCGCAUGGAUCUCUUACCGGUUAAUACCGUUUCAGCUUCCUUGCCAUGCGACUUUGUGUCGGCGCAACCUACUUUACGACGGAGGGGACCCUAGGAUUUCGAAGCUCUGACUUGUACAUAUUCAUUGGAUCCGCUAGAAGUAAUGGCUGGAGAAUCGCAUAGCGCACGAGGGCUUCUCUGCAACGCCGCUGCCGGCGCAGCCGCGGGUGUGAUUGCUGCGACUUUUGUGUGCCCAUUGGAUGUAAUCAAGACUCGGCUUCAGGUCCACGGGUUGCCUAAGCUCGCUAAAAGCAGUGGAAAAGGUAGUGUCAUUAUGGGAAGCCUUGAACAAAUAGUCCAAAGGGAAGGGAUGCGUGGUAUGUACCGUGGUCUUUCACCAACUGUGCUAGCACUACUUCCUAACUGGGCAGUUUAUUUUACCGUCUAUGAUCAGCUCAAAAGGUUGCUUUGUUCAAAUGAUGGGUGCAAACAACUUACUGUGGCUGGCAAUAUGGCAGCUGCAGCUGGUGCCGGAGUUGCAACAACAAUGUUAACCAACCCAUUGUGGGUUGUGAAGACGAGAUUUCAAGCUCAAGAACUAAAAGUUGGUUUUGCGCCGUAUCAAAAUACAACGGGUGCUUUAAAGAGGAUAGCACUUGAGGAGGGCAUUCGUGGGCUGUACAGUGGUCUUCUUCCAGCACUGGCUGGGAUUAGCCAUGUUGCAAUCCAGUUUCCAAUGUAUGAAAAAAUAAAAAUAUCCCUAGCCAAGAAAGAUGAUGCAACUGCCGACUCUCUCAGUGCUGGUGAUGUUGCCAUUGCCUCUUCUGUCUCCAAAAUACUUGCGUCAACCUUGACAUACCCGCAUGAGGUGGUCCGCUCAAGGCUUCAGGAACAGGGUCUCCACGCACAAAUGAGAUAUACAGGCGUGAGGGACUGCAUAAGGAAGUUUCCUGGCUUCUACUGUGGUUGCGCCACCAACCUUCUUAGGACGACUCCAGCCGCUGUAAUUACCUUCACCAGCUUUGAGAUGAUCCACAGAUUCUUGAUCAGGGUUUUCCCUCCUGAACAACAAACUCAAAUAAUGUAGAUUCUAAUCCCACAAAAAUUGUGAAGCUUCAGCCUUUCAUUCAUUCUGAAUGGUUGUGGUGGCGCAUCUAUAACCUUGUUUGAGUUGGGUAUUUAUUUGGGCUUUUAUUAUUGCAAUUGUAAGGAUAGUUACCAUAAUCUUUACAGAUAGGUAGGCGGUUAUGUUGCGCUACUUUGGCGUCAAUUAUUGCUUUAGAUUUAAUAAUUGUAUACAGAAAAUGGUACAGUAAAAUAUGAUGAUGACGAUGACGAAGUCCGGUUAUUGGCCUCCAUAUGUUCUCGAGGCUAAACAUCUCCCUAGUAAUGCUUUUCUACCGAAACAAAUAAAGAAAAGAUGUUUUUUUAUUUGAAUUUAUUGUUAUC